AGAGGCAUCCGUGCCGUUCUUGAAUCGCCAAACAAAUCUCCGACCACUCCUCGGCAGUACUACGCUGUAUUGUGAUUUUCCCUUUCCUAUCGAGCCGGGUUCUGAGUUGCCUUCCCUCGUUGAUUUCCUGUCAUAUCUGCAAACAUGGACUCGACACUGGCGCCACCCAAGCCGAAUCCACAUCAAGAUAGCGGACGCCUUCCGCAUGAUUACCACGUCGAUAUGGAGCAAACCAACGAGCCUCUGAUACUCAAGGACGAGGACUGGGAUCUCUACUCGGUUUCUGCUGUCGCCGCCGUGCAGAUGCUGGCCCAAGCACUGCAAUCCCUGUCCAACAUUACUGGUGAUGUCGUGUGUACGACGCCUGUAUACCAAAGACAACAAAUGUUCCACCCUCCCGCAACCAUUCCUGAAGCCUCGUCGGAUCCGCCCUCUCCCGACUCCACCACACCACCCGCUCAUACGCCCGAGUUGCAAGGCUCACCAACUCUCGCUCCACAUCACUGCGUGCCUGUCCAUCACAUCGGCGCUCCCGAGGCCAAACGCGACGAACCCAUUGCUCCGCCAGCCGAUUACUCGCCCGCACCAGACCCAGCCGAAGCCAACGCCCUCCAGCUCGCAGCCGUGUCGCGACGCUUCUUCCUCAAGGCUGCUCCGCCGUUUUCAAUUACCGACUACCUUCUGCGUAUACACAAAUUCAGCCCACAUUCGCCUGGCGUCUAUUUAGCCGCCGCCUCAUACAUACAUCGCCUAUGCGUUGUCGAGACCAUGGUACCGGCCACCCCUCGCACCGUACACCGCUUAGCACUUGCCGCAAUCCGGAUAGCUAGCAAGUCAUUGGAAGACAACAAGUGGACACAGGAGCGUAUCGCCCGUCUGGGCGGCAUAAGCACAAAUGAGCUUAGAAAGCUCGAGAUCAGUUUCUGUUAUUUGCUCAACUUUGACCUUUUCUUGAGACCAGAAGAUUUGCAGCGUUCAAUGUGGUUGCUCCAGAGCACCGCUCGUCAAGGUCUCUCCGUCAGGAGACGCCUCAGCGAGGGCUUCAUCAUGCGACUACCUCCCAGGCUGUUACCCGAGGCCGCUAUCGGAGCAUGAUUACGACUUUGAACACACGAAUUAUGCCUUGUUAACGACUGUCUCAAGAUGAUGAUAAAUAUGUGGCGCAACAGAGCAUUUGGCGUUGAUUAUGGGCUGGAAUAUCGGCGUUGUGAGUAGCCUGGCGUUUGAGAACGA
This is a messenger RNA of Aureobasidium subglaciale EXF-2481, 1233 nucleotides long. RefSeq lists its product as uncharacterized. The coding region runs from base 145 to 1095 and encodes 316 amino acids. Gene Ontology annotation, biological process: regulation of cyclin-dependent protein serine/threonine kinase activity. Gene Ontology annotation, molecular function: cyclin-dependent protein serine/threonine kinase regulator activity; protein kinase binding. Lineage: Eukaryota; Fungi; Ascomycota; Dothideomycetes; Dothideales; Saccotheciaceae. The record is from RefSeq and is a predicted model, not a curated record. Gene Ontology annotation, cellular component: cyclin-dependent protein kinase holoenzyme complex; nucleus. The transcript has a single exon.